Messenger RNA from Acanthisitta chloris (rifleman), 1143 nucleotides. It is a transcript of the gene XKR9, whose product is annotated as XK, Kell blood group complex subunit-related family, member 9. Gene Ontology annotation, biological process: phosphatidylserine exposure on apoptotic cell surface; apoptotic process involved in development; engulfment of apoptotic cell. Bases 1 to 1143 code for a protein of 380 amino acids. The transcript is spliced from 3 exons. Lineage: Eukaryota; Metazoa; Chordata; Aves; Passeriformes; Acanthisittidae. The record is from RefSeq and is a predicted model, not a curated record. Gene Ontology annotation, cellular component: plasma membrane.
AUGAUGACAUUUACUAAGGCUACUUUUUUUUUUUUAGUUGUUGGAUUUAUAAUUUAUGUAAUUGAUAUUGGAGUGGACUUUUGGGUAGCUAGUAAAUAUUUCUGUCAAGGACAAUAUUCUUGGAGUAUAUCGAUACUGUGUUUCAGAGGUCUUUCAUCAUUAGUAACUCAGAUAUUCAGUUAUGAGUGGUUUAAAAAUGACUGGGAAGGACCUGAUACUGGGAAGCUGAAAUGGAUUCGUCUAGUUCAUCUCUUUCAGUGCGGAAUUUUUAUAAGGUAUUGGUUUGCUUUGAAAUAUGGCUACCAAGCUGCAUUUAAACAGAAGAGCAGCACGGAUGCAUCAGGAACAUACCCUCCCAACUUAAUUAAAAAACAAGCGAUUGAUACAAUGACUGAUAUUAACAUGCUCAAGGUGUUCAAGACUUUUCUUGAGACUACACCACAACUUUUUGUCCAGAUUUACACCCUCAUGGAAUGUGGCAAAGAUAAUUUCUAUAAAUAUGCUGCCGCUAUGAUGUCUCUUUGUGGUAUCUCUGUUUCAAUGGUUGAUUAUCAGAUAUCAUUACGAAAAUCUCUGCCUGACAAAGAUAAAUUUCGUGAGCCUUCCAAGUUCAUAUAUCUUCUCUAUAAACUGCUUACCAUCUCUUCUUGGAUACUCAGUAUUUUGCUGGUCACUCUAUUAAGUGUUAGAAUUUCUGCAAUUCUGCUGAUAUUUCUUUGGAUCUGUGGCUUCGCCUGGACUUUGAAACAACACACAACAUUUUGCAAAUCUAUGAAGAUGGAAUACCUAUACAGAACUAUUGUUGGAAUAAUUCUAAUUUUUACAUUUUUUAACAUAAAGGGGAGAAGAACAAAAGUUUGCAUUUCCAUUUAUUAUGCUACUCACACUGUUGUAACUCUAGGUAUUUUGUUUGUAUAUGUGUUCUGGAAACCUUCCGUUAUCAAGGAAAUAUGUUUUACAAUUGCGAGCAUCUUAACUAUUUUUGGUCUGGUGUUAGGUAUUAUUUUUCUUGUUGUUUAUUAUAAAUAUUUUCAUCCCACUACUUAUUGCAAACCACAGGCACAUUUAGAUGAAAAUGACGGAGUGACAGAACUAAUAGAUAGAGUGAAACCUGAUAGAUUUCAAAAUUUCCUAAUGCAAUGA